This is a messenger RNA of Xylaria bambusicola, 813 nucleotides long. RefSeq lists its product as uncharacterized. The transcript is spliced from 3 exons. Lineage: Eukaryota; Fungi; Ascomycota; Sordariomycetes; Xylariales; Xylariaceae. The record is from RefSeq and is a predicted model, not a curated record. The coding region runs from base 232 to 594 and encodes 120 amino acids.
GGUUUACCAUUAGCUUCUGCCAAAAUCUGAAGGCGUUGGCGCGACACUUCGCAACCGUAUGCUACAAAAAGGGCCUUUGAGGAUCAUGCAAAUAUAUAAGAGCAUAAGAGAUUCAUUCAGUGCACUCACAACAAGAUGCUUCCUAUGUGGUCAUUACCAUCUUUUCGGUGCUCAAUACCGAGUUCAGAGUCAACGCUACCAAAUUAAUAUUUUGUUACCGAUAGGAGCAUCAUGGGUCUCACAGAUGGGCUCUUGGGGCCUGUUCUAGGUGGCUUGCUUAGUUUCUUGGGGGCUAUCGCAGCUGCAGUCAUUGCUUUUUCUCUUAGCCGGCGAAACAGGAACAGAGAAAGGUUGACGGAUGAGGAGCAUACUAAUCCCAAUAACCAUGAAUUGGGAUUUCAUCGGAAUUCCAACCGCUUCUGCCACCAAGGUAUCAUCAACGGUACGGACCAAAUGCAGCACGGCACACCUCAAUUCGUUGAGCACCGGUACUUCAGAGCUUUGGAAGAAAGUGCACAUUGCCAGACCCCACGCACCAUGACAACCAUACACCGAACACUCACCCUAUCAACGGCAAUUAUGGCGACAAGCUGAUAAGCGCGUACCUAUUAGCAAUGUUUUAUUGUGCGUUUGAGGGGGGAUGAGGGGUCUAGAUCUGUUUGAAUUAGCCAAUGCAGGAUCAAGCGCAGACAAUGGGUGGCAUUAUGUAAUAAUUAAUGCUUGUGGCAUUUGAAGAUACUUGGAGAGUAUUGCUGAACGAUGGGACAUACUAGUGAUUCCUCUUGUAAGGAAGCCUUACAUGUCCUGCAGUCC